AUGCGAUCCUGCAGUGGUCGUGACUCUGUUCGACCCGUCUACUUUUCCACCAAACAACAAUGCCUGUGUGCUCAACGCUGGCCUCUGUCCGUAUGCCCCGUAUACUUUGCGUCGCCUUCAACAACCUCUCGAAUCAUUGGCAAUGCAACAUUGGCCCCAAAUCUGGGCUAUAGUAGCUAUACCCCUCACUCACCGGGGCCAAUCGCCGGCCCAAGAGGGAGAUACCGAGAUGGCGACGACUCCAACGACAUGACACGGAGCGCUCGUCACUGGCCAUCUAUCACCAACGCGCCUGGGGUCUGUCCACCUCGCUAUCCGUCCGGCUUCUGUUUGUCAAGCACAUGA
Colletotrichum tamarilloi is the source of this 345-nucleotide messenger RNA. RefSeq lists its product as uncharacterized. The record is from RefSeq and is a predicted model, not a curated record. The coding region runs from base 1 to 345 and encodes 114 amino acids. Lineage: Eukaryota; Fungi; Ascomycota; Sordariomycetes; Glomerellales; Glomerellaceae. The transcript has a single exon.